CGUCCUUCGCUAAGGAUCUUGACUUUUAAUUAACAAGUAUCUUUAUUUCAAGCAAUAAUUAUGACUGAGAUAACAAAACCAACUAUUGUUAUUCUUGGGGCAAGCUAUGGCGGUGAUAGAGCAGCAAAAGCUUUAGUAGAAGGUAUUGGUGAUGUUGCACGUAUAAUUGUGGUUGAUAAAAAGUCACAUCACAACCAUAUCUACGUCUUUCCACGCUAUGCUGUGACAAACAGUCAUGAACACAAAGCAUUUAUUCCAUACUCUGAUCUCAAAGGUGCUCAUCUUACACUUCACGGUAGUGUAAUAGAAAUAAAAGACAACACUGUUAAACUAGAUAGAACAUUUGAACAAUUUAAUUUAAGUGAUGAAAUUCACUACGAUUAUCUAGUUUAUGCACUUGGAUCUACAAUGCCAAAGAGUUUACAGAUGGAUGCGAAGACUAUGGCAGGUACGAAACAGAGUUACGUAGAAUGGUUGAGACAUCGUCAAGGUGUUAUUAAAACUGCUCAAAGACUCGUUAUUGCAGGUGGUGGUGCAUUAGGUGUUCAAUUUGCAACUGAUAUCGCUGAAAGAUAUCCAACGAAAAAAGUAACCAUCAUACAUUCACGUGAUCAACUUUUACCUCGCUUUGAUCCACAAAUGCACAAUAUCAUCUAUAAUUCAAUGAAAUCUUUAAAUAUUGAUAUUCAUCUCAAUGAACGUAUCUCACUUGAGAAUACUACAGUAGAUUUUGAUGGUAAUGUCUCAGAGAAGAGAGUUUUCACACAAAGUGGAAAAGAGUUCGAUUGUGAUUUACUAUUAUUAUGCACAGGACAAAGACCAAAUAGUGAAUUCAUGGAGAAGUUAGCACCUGAUUCUGUAGAUAAGAACACGAAAUUGAUUAAAGUGACACGAUCAAUGCAGUUGGCUUCACAACAACCAAGUGAAAACACAAAACCUACACUAGAUGCGGCACGCCAAGCUUCAGAGAAAUCAAUUUCACUCGGUCAAGAUCCAGGAUUACACACCUCAGCUCAUCCAAAUAUCUACGUUAUAGGCGAUUCGGCAGACGCCUUUGGAGCUAUCAAAUCUGGUAGAUAUGCCUGGUUCCAAGCUCAAACUGCAGCAGAAAACAUCAUAAAACAGGUCAGAGGUGAUGCUGAAUCCCAACCGACUCAAUAUGACCCGGGAGAGCCAGCCAUCAAAGUAAGUAUCGGUCUAAGUCGUACAGUUGUUCAAAUGGGAAACGAAAUCAUUAUUAAUGAUAAUGUUCCUGAAGAUCUAGACGCUGCUUCGGUCUGGAGAGCUAGAAAUAUUGACACUAGCGAUAUGUCUUUGUAAG
Messenger RNA from Wallemia mellicola CBS 633.66, 1321 nucleotides. Its product is annotated as iron uptake cluster protein. The coding region runs from base 61 to 1320 and encodes 419 amino acids. The transcript has 3 exons. The record is from RefSeq and is a predicted model, not a curated record. Gene Ontology annotation, cellular component: cytoplasm. Gene Ontology annotation, molecular function: flavin adenine dinucleotide binding; electron-transferring-flavoprotein dehydrogenase activity. Lineage: Eukaryota; Fungi; Basidiomycota; Wallemiomycetes; Wallemiales; Wallemiaceae.